Molecule: messenger RNA, 1388 nt
Organism: Cotesia glomerata
Lineage: Eukaryota; Metazoa; Arthropoda; Insecta; Hymenoptera; Braconidae
Gene: eas
Product: ethanolamine kinase 1
Exons: 7
Coding region: 262-1344 (360 amino acids)
Biological process (GO): phosphatidylethanolamine biosynthetic process
Cellular component (GO): cytoplasm
Molecular function (GO): ethanolamine kinase activity
Source: RefSeq, a predicted model, not a curated record
UUUUUUUUUUUUUUCUGUGAUUUAUCAUAAGUAAAUGUUUUUGUUACUGCAAGAUCAAAGUCCGAAAUAAUUUAUGUGGAUAUUUUGCAACUGCCAUUGACAUUAUUAUUAUAUUCAUAUAAAUAUUGGAUGGGGGUAGUAUGCAUGCAAUAUGAGAUAUGAUGAUGAUGAUGAUGAUGAUGAUAUAUAUGAAGCAUAAUCAAGAUGACUUGAGUGAUGUGAAUUGAUAUUAAUUUAGUAUAAAUUUUUAUCACAAGAGAUAUGGAUAAAAAAAAAGAGGUUCAUAUUGACAUAAAAAUUGACGAAAAUAAUUAUCAAGAUGAUAUUAAAAUAAUUGUUGACAUUUUACGUCCCGAGUGGCCUAAAGAUCAAUUACAAUUCAAGAUAUUUACAAAUGGAAUCACUAAUAAAUUAAUCGGCGUUUAUUAUCCAGGUCAUUACAGUGAGAUGUUAUUGAUAAGAAUUUACGGUAAUAAAACAGAUUUAUUGAUCGACAGGAAGGAUGAGGUCAGAAAUAUUCGGGUGCUGAAUAAAGCUGGAUAUACACAUUCGUUGUAUGCAACAUUUAACAACGGGUUGGUGUACGAAUUCAUUAACGGAGAGGUUCUUACUCCGUUAACAGUAAUAAACCCGGAGAUUUAUUGGCUGGUUGCUAAGCGACUGGCUCAGAUGCAUUUGUUGGAUCCCAGGGAGUAUUGCCAGGGUAUUACUAGUUGGGGCGAUGCUGAUAGGGAACCUAUUAUUUGGAAUAAAACUGAAAAAUUUAUAGAGUUGAUGCCCAAGUCCUUUCACGAUCCUCUAAAACAAACUAGGUUCGAAGAAUUAAUAAAACCUCAUGCAGUAUUACAAGAAGAGUAUCAAUUAUUAAAAUCUAAUCUCAUUAAAUUAGACAGCCCAAUUGUUUAUUCCCACAACGAUUUACUGCUGACAAACAUACUCUACGACAAGACAGUAAACAGUGUCACUUUCAUUGACUUUGAGUACACGGGAUUUAAUUACCAGGCAUUUGAUAUUGCUAAUCACUUUGCCGAGUUCGUUGGCGUCGAAAAUGUAGACUACGAUCGGUAUCCCGAUCAAGCCUUUCAAAGAUCCUGGCUGAGAAUCUAUCUUCAAGCAUUUAAUAAAUCUUCCAGCGUCUCGGAGGAGCAAGUUACCAAAUUGUAUAAACAAAUAAAAAAGUUUAACCUUUUGACGCAUUUUUUUUGGGGCUGUUGGGCCUUGAUACAGUCCCAACAUUCGACCAUUGAUUUUGAUUUUUUAGAAUACGCUGCAAUGAGAUUCAAUGAAUUUUUCAAGCGCAAAAAUUCAAACAAUGACUCAUCUGAAUUAACAACUCAAUUAUAGAAAAUUGAUAUUAUUUAUUAAAAUUUAAUGAUUAAUUAUUAUAA